GAUGUAAAGGCAGGAUCGGGUCCCACCCACAGAGACACACCGCCCUCCACUUCCUCAUUCAGUCCAAACUCACGAGCUCCAAUCAGCGCAUCACACACAUCCCAGUGUCAGAGAUGAGUUACCCCGGAUACCCUCCUGCAGGUGGAAGUUACCCUCCCGCCUCCGGCCCGUAUCAGCAGGCCCCAGGCGGAUACCCGCCCCAACCGGGAGCCUAUCCACCCCAGGGCGGAUACUACCCUCCUCAGCCUGGAGCGUAUCCCCCCGGAGCAGGAUACCCACCCCAGGCCGGCGGUUACCCAGCAGCCCCAGGAGGAGGCUUUCCGCCACAGGCAGGAGGUUACCCCGCCGCCCAACCCGGGACCUACCCCAACAUGCCCCCUGCAGGCCAGUCCGGUGGGUGGGGCGGCCAACCCGGCUUUGGAGCUCCGGGUGGAGGAAUGCCUCAGGGGUACCCCGGGGUCCCAGCGCCGGGACAGCAGCCCAUGCCAGCGUUCCCAGGUGCCCCGAACCCGUCAAUGCCCGGGUAUGGAGGGGGCGUCCCAACCGGACCGACACCACCGGCCGCUCCUGCUGUCAAUAAGGGUUACCGCGGAACCAUCAAGGACUUUCCUGGCGCCGAUCCUCUCAGAGACGUCGAGGUGUUACGGAAAGCCAUGAAGGGCUUCGGAACUGAUGAAAACGCCAUUAUCGAGCUUCUCGGCACUCGAUCCAAUAAGCAGCGUGUGCCGUUGAAGGCGGCGUAUAAAACCACUUACGGCAAGGAUCUGGUUAGCGACCUGAAGUCAGAGGUGAAAGGAGACUUUGAAGAUUUGGUGCUGGCCAUGCUGAAGGCUCCUGCGCACUUUGAUGCCUCUGAACUCAAGGAGGCCAUAUCGGGUGCAGGAACCGAUGAGGCCUGUCUCAUAGAGAUUCUGUCCUCUCGUAGUAAUGCUGAGAUUCUGGAGAUUAAUAAGGUGUAUAAGGCAGAGUACGGUAAAUCUCUGGAGGAUGCCAUCAGCAGCGACACGUCUGGACACUUCCGCCGGCUGCUCGUCUCUCUGUCUCAGGGUAAUCGAGAUGAGAAAGAGACUGUGGACAUUUCUCUGGCCAAACAGGAAGCUCAGAAACUCCACGCUGCAGGAGAGAAUAAAGUCGGCACGGACGAGUCUCAGUUUAAUGCGAUUCUGUGCGCUCGCAGUAAACCUCAUCUGAGACAAGUGUUUCAUGAGUACCAGCAGAUGUGCGGCAAAGACAUUGAGAAGAGCAUCUGCAGUGAGAUGUCUGGAAACGUGGAGUCUGGAAUGGUGGCAGUGGUGAAGUGCAUUAAAAACACUGCUGCAUACUUUGCUGAACGUCUCCACAAAGCCAUGCAGGGUGUGGGAACCAAAGACAGGACUCUGAUCCGCAUCAUGGUGUCCCGCUCUGAGGUGGACAUGCUGGAUAUCAGACAGGAGUAUCUGCGUCAGUACGGGAAGUCGCUCUACACUGCCAUCUCUGGUGACACGACUGGCGAUUACAAGAAACUGCUCCUGAAGCUGUGUGGAGGAAGUGACUGAAGAACCAGGAAGUCAGACGCGUUACCAUGACGACUGGAUAUGUGACGUCAUAUUAAUCACGCUCGUAUAUCAAUAUGUCAGAUAAUCUCACUAGUGUCAUGUUAACUAAUGCUGUAAUCUCUCUCUUCACAUCUUUAUUAUGUUCACAGCCAAAAAUAACAUUUCAUUUGUGCCUUAGAGACAUUAUUAUCCUAAUGCAUGUUAUCAUUUCUUUUAUUUUGCUAUCCGUUCAGACUAUGCAUGAUAUCUAGAGAAUCAAUAUUUUGUACAGUGUCUUCAGUACCUGAUGCCAAAUCUGUGCUGUCGCUCGCAUCCAAAACUACAAACGACUGAGUCUCUUGAAGUACUGAAAUAUAUGCCAUAGUUUUUAUAUAGUGAGCUUUAUGAUCUCUAUGCAAGAAGAAUAUAGAAUUAUGUCAAUCAUCAUGAAGGUCUUGAUGGGUCAGUCUCAUGAAAACGUGUCAAAUUUCACCCCGAAAUCAAAACAAAACAAGAAAUGAGCUUUGCUUAAAGAAAGUCAAGCCUGUUUUAGGAACACUGAGAUCUGUUUGCAUUAUCACACUUUUUUCGUGCCAUUUUUUUUGCUUAAUUUCCUGAAAUGCGUCAUUUAUGUGUUUCUUUUCACACAUUU
Sinocyclocheilus anshuiensis is the source of this 2166-nucleotide messenger RNA. RefSeq names its product annexin A11-like. The record is from RefSeq and is a predicted model, not a curated record. The coding region runs from base 114 to 1535 and encodes 473 amino acids. Gene Ontology annotation, cellular component: plasma membrane; vesicle membrane; cytoplasm. The transcript is spliced from 15 exons. NCBI's taxonomy places the organism in Eukaryota, Metazoa, Chordata, Actinopteri, Cypriniformes, Cyprinidae. Gene Ontology annotation, biological process: cytokinetic process; phagocytosis. Gene Ontology annotation, molecular function: calcium ion binding; calcium-dependent phospholipid binding; phosphatidylserine binding.